AUGAAAGCUGCCACAUCAUCAGCUCUUAUUCGGGGUAAGAGGUCACCGGAUGCUCUUCGGGAGCCCCGGCCCCGAAAGAGGGAGAAAUAUGCAAAAAUGGCCUGCUCCCUAUGCAAGGUCCGAAAGGUCAAGUGCAGCGGGACCCAACCGUGCGGCCGUUGCGAGGAGCUUCGUAGCCAAUGUACCUACAGCGAACCGUUCCAGCCCGAUGCUGCUGAUGGCUUUGACCCACAGCCAGCCCACAGAGACCCUGAAGUCACAGUCCUGCGAAUGAAUAAGAUCUGUGACCAAAUGCAACAAUCCAUCGGUCGCUUUGGUCUCAAUUCUCCAGCUCCCCCACGUAGGUCGUCUUGUCUGCAACGAAGACAAGAGAACGAUGAACUACCACAACCAACUAAGCCUCUCACCCCUACGGAUCCCGGACACACUUUGAGCCUUACGCAAUAUGCUAUGAGAGAAAGGGGCCUGCUAUCCCCUCCACACUCUGAAGCUGGCCCUCCUCCGGCUAUGCGAGACGACUUGAAGUUCCCCGAUGCUUUGAUCAGUACGCUGCAAGCUGCACGAUCCUUGUUGGAACUCGGUCACGCCAAUGUUGCUCAGCUUUUUACAAUAUUCAGGGACGAGGUUUAUCCUUUCUAUCCCUGCAUCAAUUUAGAGUUGGGCAAUGAAGCUGUGAAUGCUGUCUUUUCACUGUUCAAGGAUACUUCCCACGGGGUCGCUGUCAACGUGGAUAUGAUCGAUGUGGAAAUCACAAAGGCGGUUGUGGCAAUUGCCCUGCUGCUCAGAGAUGACACACAGAGCCCUUUAGCCUCCGAUCUUGAAGACCAGUUGAUUUGGAGCGUGGAUUCUUGUUUCGAUCAAGAGAAGCCCCAGAUUGAGGAUAUCGUCAUGUCAAUAUUAUUGGCAAUCUAUCUGAGCCUCAAGCAAAGAACAGUCAAAGCUUGGCGAAUAGCCGGAGUGGCUUCCAAACUGUGCCUCGAGCUUGGUCUCCAUCGGGAGAGAUUCUUUGAAGAUUCUCGGGUACCCCCACAGCGGAUCGCCGACUGGAAGCGUCAACUUGCUUGUGUCUAUCGCCUGGAUAGGCAAUGCAGUUUCUAUUCGGAUCUACCGUGGACACUUCAUGAAAGAGAAAUAAAUGUGUCUGCGCUCACCAUUGAACCGCAAGACUCCUAUAUAUCAACCAUGAUCUCCCUAGACAGAAACCUCUCCGAGGCAUGGACUCUCGUCAACUCCCCAUCACCUCAAUCUAAGAACAACGGGGAACGGGCAGAAUUCCUCAAUUUCCAGCUACAAAAGCUUAUCGACAAAAUCCCGACGGGGGACUUCAAGAAUCUAGAGCCAACUGUGGCCCCACCACCAUGGCUACAAGCUGGUCUGAAACGGUUUUGUCAUCUUCGCGUGCACCACAUCAAGAUCCUCACACAAAUAUGCGCAUCCGGCUCAAUAAGGGAUUCAAUCUUGAAUCCAACCUCAAGAAAUAUCCUCGUCAACGCAGCCGUGAAAUCAGUCGAUCUACACUUGGAAAUGGUCAAUGCUGGCGAAAUCAGUCCACUCCUGUUGCCAAUAAUGAUGAAAUUGCUUCUAACUUCUCUAUCUAUCAUGAUGUUUGCCGUCUCGCACUGCCCCGAGGAGCAUGGGUCACUGUGUAGCAAGCCCUUCCAAACAGCUACCCAUAUCCUCAGUGACGCACAGAGCUUCGUCAAAGACCCAGAUCUUAAUAUUUGCGGUACUUUGCAUGUGUUGGAGAAGAUUGUCGAAGCCAGCCAGAAGCGGUCGGCGCCAUCGAUUAGUCGAAAGGAAGAGAUGUACAACAGUGUCUAUCAGGGAGAAACCUUUGACGAAGGGAACGUUUUUGAGGAGCUGCCCACGCCGGACUCGGAAUUCUUCUCUAUGUUGGGAAGUAUGGCAGCAACGGAUAUACUUCAUAUGGGUAAUAUCUUUGGCUAA
Penicillium daleae is the source of this 1947-nucleotide messenger RNA. RefSeq lists its product as uncharacterized. Gene Ontology annotation, biological process: DNA-templated transcription; positive regulation of transcription from RNA polymerase II promoter by galactose. NCBI's taxonomy places the organism in Eukaryota, Fungi, Ascomycota, Eurotiomycetes, Eurotiales, Aspergillaceae. The coding region runs from base 1 to 1947 and encodes 648 amino acids. The transcript is spliced from 5 exons. Gene Ontology annotation, cellular component: nucleus. Gene Ontology annotation, molecular function: zinc ion binding; DNA-binding transcription factor activity, RNA polymerase II-specific; RNA polymerase II cis-regulatory region sequence-specific DNA binding. The record is from RefSeq and is a predicted model, not a curated record.